GCGCUGGGGCGGGGAGCGGAGCGGGGCUCGGAGCGCGGAGCGGUCGCUCCCGGCGCGGGGCCGCCAUGGCGUGGCCCUGCAUCACCCGCGCCUGCUGCAUCGCCCGCUUCUGGAACCAGCUGGACAAGGCGGACAUCGCCGUGCCGCUGGUUUUCACCAAGUACUCGGAGGCCACCGAGCAUCCUGCCGCCCCCGCGGCCCCGCCGCGCCCCGCGGCCCCCAUCGAGACCCAGCCCGGCGGCGAGGCGGCCGCGGGGGCCGGCGGAGCUGAGCCGGCUCCCGGCCCCGCCCGGCCCGGCCCGGCCCCGCACGCCUCUCCCCCGGCCGACUCGGUCAUGCGGCACGACUACAAGCCUUGGAAGGUGCAGCGGCCGGAGCCGAGCUGCAAGCCCAAGAGCGAGUACCAGCCCUCGGACACUCCCUUCGAGAAGGAGACGCAGUACCAGAAGGAUUUCCGUGCCUGGCCUAUCCCCAAGCGGGGCGACCAUCCCUGGAUCCCCAAACCGGGACCUUCCCCCGUCCUGGCCCUGGACCGCGCUGCCCCGGAGAAACCGGCUCAGGAGAAGCGGCGGAAGGUGCACCUCCCUCCCGAGAAGAAGGAGGAACACGCCGAGGUGGAGGAUGAGCAUCCCAAAGCAGUGCGGCCCGGGGAUGGCAGAGAGAAGGGUCGGAAGAAGGCGGAGGAGGCGGGCGGGCAGCCGGCGGAGCCGAGCAGAGGCCGGGCUGCUGCCGAUGCUGUCAACAGGCAGAUCAAAGAGGAGGUGGCGGCGGGGGUCAGCUCGUCCUACAGAAAUGAGUUCAGACCCUGGAUAGAUGUGAAGCCCGUGAAAGCGAUAAAAGCAAAGCCCCAGUACAAGCCACCAGAUGAGAAAAUCACCCAUGAAACCAGUUACAGUGCUCAGUUCAAGGGGGAAACCAGUAAGCCUUCUCCAGCUGAUAACAAAUACCUGGAACGCAGAAGGAUACGCACUCUCUACUGUGAACCCUACAAAGAACCUCCAAAGGUGGAAAAGCCUAGCAUAAAGCCUUCCAAACCAAAAAAGACCACAACAAGCCAUAAACCCCUGAAAAAGGCCAAAGACAAGCAGAUUGCAUCUGGCCGGGCUGCCAAGAAAAAGAGCGCCGAGACCUCCAACACUGCAAAGCCAGAAGAUAAGGAGAAAAGUAAAGAGAUGAACAAUAAACUGGCUGAGGCAAAAGAGAAUAACAACCAACAGUGAUGUCAGAUCAAGAAGAGGAGCCAUACAGGAAGGAGAAAUUCCCUAGUAUAAACAUGAUGAUACAGAUGUGCUCAGCUCUAAGAACAGUAUCUUUUCUACAUUUGGAAAAUAUUGUGGUGUUCAGACACGGGCUUCUGCUCUGCCUUGUUCCAACAGUGUCACGGUAAGUUUGAUUCAGUUGGGGAAUUGGCACCUCACUUCCAUUUGCCCUUAUUCACAAGAGCUUUCUGGGUCGGGAGCAAUUCCACUAAUGCCAGUGGGUCUACUUCCAAUCUCAGGGGUGUGUGAUAAGGGGUAACACAGCUCUGAGUACUUCAGGACUGGUGAUCUGUCAUGAACUCUGAAUUGCUUGUAAAGACUCUUAAUUUCUGUUGCAGGGUGCCUUGGGAACAACUCCCUAAUCCUGACUGUCAUGGUGGAGGAUAUGUGAGGCAAGAAUAAAACAAAAUCCUACUAGUGGAUUGAAGGCAUCUUUAUGCUUUCUAAAAUGCCAGCUUGCCCUUCAGGGGAAGGAAGUCUACUCCAUGGAAGCCAACGACAAGGACCAGCCACCAGAAAAAUGAUGGGUGGUAGUGGCAGAUCUUAGUGAUAUGUGAGAGCCCUGAUUGUUUUCAAUGUGAGAGAUGGGAAGGGGAAAGCAUUUCUGAAUCUUCCUUGUUGUCCUCUGCCCACCCCAACCUAGCCUGUGGCAUGCAACAACCCCAAGUCCCCAAACAGAGCUGGAGAAACCAGUGUGUCCUCUCUAGCCCUGAAAGAGCUCUGGGGAACUGGGUCACAGCAAAGGGUGCUGAGCACCCUGCAUGACACAUGGUAGAGGGAAUUGCACCACAUGAUGGGUGGCAGAUGGGUCUGUUCUUGUCAGUUAACAACACCUACAAACACUUGAUGGUUCCAGUACCAGAUGGUCAAGGCAGGGAAAUCCUGAGAGCAGCCCCUGGCCAUUGGACUGACCUGCUCCUUGGCCUGGUUCAGGAUUUAGUACCCAACUGAAGACAAGUUCAGCUGUGGCCAUCUUGCUUGGACCCAAGAGAUUUGCCCAGAGAAGCUGUGGCUGCCCCAUCCCUGGA
Messenger RNA from Passer montanus (Eurasian tree sparrow), 2287 nucleotides. It is a transcript of the gene MAP6, whose product is annotated as microtubule associated protein 6. Gene Ontology annotation, biological process: cytoskeleton-dependent intracellular transport; dendrite morphogenesis; positive regulation of axonogenesis. The record is from RefSeq and is a predicted model, not a curated record. The transcript has 4 exons. Lineage: Eukaryota; Metazoa; Chordata; Aves; Passeriformes; Passeridae. Gene Ontology annotation, cellular component: dendrite; microtubule; cis-Golgi network. Gene Ontology annotation, molecular function: microtubule binding; calmodulin binding. The coding region runs from base 66 to 1220 and encodes 384 amino acids.